This is a messenger RNA of Sceloporus undulatus (fence lizard), 1621 nucleotides long. RefSeq names its product 6-phosphofructo-2-kinase/fructose-2,6-biphosphatase 4 (gene PFKFB4). The coding region runs from base 226 to 1356 and encodes 376 amino acids. NCBI's taxonomy places the organism in Eukaryota, Metazoa, Chordata, Lepidosauria, Squamata, Phrynosomatidae. Gene Ontology annotation, molecular function: ATP binding; 6-phosphofructo-2-kinase activity; fructose-2,6-bisphosphate 2-phosphatase activity. The record is from RefSeq and is a predicted model, not a curated record. Gene Ontology annotation, biological process: fructose 2,6-bisphosphate metabolic process; fructose metabolic process. The transcript has 10 exons. Gene Ontology annotation, cellular component: cytosol.
GCACUCCUCGAGGGGGGAGAUCAUCCUUCUUGCCAGGCAAGGCUCCCCCCGCAGCAGCAGCAGCAGCAGGAGGAGGAGGAUGCUGCCCCCACCCCAGAGACCCCAGCCCCAGCCCUCCUCCGGGUAGCCUCCCAGGCCCUUCCCUCCCGAGGCGGCGGCUGCUGCCGCUGCUGCCGCUGCCGGGGCUGUUCCUGGGCUGUGGCUGAGGCUGAGGCUGAGGCGCGGAUGUCGGUCUCCCGGGGCCCCGGCCAGGAGGAAGGGGAGGCAGCUGCCAGGAGGACCCAGCCCCAGCGCCCUUUGCAGGGAAGGCGCUGGAAAGUAUGUAUGACCAACUGCCCUACACUCAUUGUCAUGGUUGGCCUCCCAGCAAGAGGAAAGACUUACAUCUCAAAGAAGUUGACACGCUACUUAAACUGGAUUGGAGUGCCUACAAAAGAAUUUAACGUUGGUCAGUAUCGUCGGGAUUUGGUAAAAACGUACAAGUCUUUUGAGUUCUUCCUGCCAGACAAUGAAGAAGGCUUGAAAAUCCGAAAACAGUGUGCCUUAGCAGCACUGAAUGAUGUUCGUAGAUAUCUUGGUGAAGAAAAUGGGCAUGUGGCAGUUUUUGAUGCCACAAACACUACAAGGGAACGUAGGGAAACCAUCUAUAAGUUUGGUGAGGAAAAUGGCUAUAAGACUUUUUUUGUGGAGUCAGUGUGUGUUGAUCCAGAGGUCAUUGCUGCAAAUAUUGUGCAAGUAAAACUGGGCAGUCCUGAUUAUGUUGACUGUGGUAGUGAUGAAGCUACAGAAGACUUUAUGAAAAGAAUUGAAUGUUACAAGAAUUCAUAUGAGACACUAGAUGAAAAUCUGGAUAAGGAUCUUUCUUAUAUUAAAAUAAUGGAUGUUGGAAGGAGUUACCUUGUGAACCGAGUAAUGGACCAUAUCCAGAGUCGGAUUGUUUACUACCUCAUGAAUAUCCAUGUAACUCCUCGCUCCAUCUACCUCUGUCGACAUGGUGAAAGUGAACUAAAUCUAAAGGGAAGAAUAGGAGGGGACACAGGGUUGUCCCUAAGGGGGAAAAAGUUUGCUAAGAGCUUGGCACAAUUCAUUAAUGAACAAAACAUAAAAGAUUUGAAAGUAUGGACGAGCCAGAUGAAAAGGACCAUUCAGACAGCAGAGGCGUUGGGAGUACCUUAUGAGCAGUGGAAAGUUUUAAAUGAAAUUGAUGCGGGAGUAUGUGAAGAAAUGACAUAUGAAGAAAUUCAGGAAAAUUAUCCAUUAGAAUUUGCAUUGAGAGACCAGGACAAAUACAGAUACAGAUAUCCGAAGGGGGAGGUAUGUUAUGUUUUUUGUUUCAUAUGUUUUCUUAUAAACUAAGAGUAUAAAAUCCUCUGUUAGGAUAUGUUAUCUGAAUACAAUGGUAAACAAAAAUACAAAACAAAAAACAAAAAGUACUUGUGGAAUAAAGUGUAUAAAAUGUUUUUCCUCGCUAGCUACAUAUACUAUUGUGCCAAAACAUAUGAAAGUGUUUCUGCACAUUUUAUCCUGUAAAAUUAUUGAAAAUGGUGAUGAAAUUCUCAUUUGUAAAGUGUUAGUUCAUAGCAGUGGUGACCCCAUGUUCAUUAUCUUAACUUUUUUGGUU